This is a messenger RNA of Neolamprologus brichardi, 897 nucleotides long. NCBI's taxonomy places the organism in Eukaryota, Metazoa, Chordata, Actinopteri, Cichliformes, Cichlidae. The record is from RefSeq and is a predicted model, not a curated record.
CAUACGGACGAAGCCAUCAAGCCAGAAGACUUCACAGGCGAGUCGUGGAACAUACACAGACAUGUCCGCGAAGCGCCCACUGACGCUUUUGGAGACAUCAGCUUUGGUGGUUUGGGACAAAAGACAGGCAAGUACGCCCGAGUGUCCACAGACACCAGCCCUGAGAUCCUGUACCAGUUAUUGACUGAACAAUGGAAACUGUCCCCUCCCAAUCUACUGAUCUCAGUGACCGGAGGAGCCAAGAAUUUCUAUCUGAAGUCUCAUCUUAAGAACAUGUUCCACAGAGGGCUGAUCAAAGUGGCCCAGACAACAGGUGCAUGGAUCAUCACUGGUGGUACCCACGCAGGUGUGAUGAAGCACGUGGGGCAGGCUGUGAGGGACUACGCCAUGAGUAGCUCCAUGCAGGGCAAGAUUGUAACUAUUGGAGUGGCAACAUGGGGGAUAAUUCAUAACAGGAAAGCACUGGUGCAUCCAGAGGUAGGACAAACACUUAUGGGCCAACUAUCCACUCUCGACAGCAACCAUACCCACUUCCUGCUGGUGGAUGAUGGAACCCAUGGACAUUAUGGUGUAGAGAUUAAAUUGCGUAGCUGCCUUGAGAUGUGGAUCUCUAGAAAGUGUCUUGGAAAUAAAGGGACUGGUGUGACUAUUCCUGUGGUGUGUGUGGUUUUGGAUGGCGGACCAGGCACGCUGAAUACCAUCUACAAUGCUAUGCAGCAUGGAACACCAUGCGUGAUCUUGGAGGGCUCUGGGAGAAUAGCAGAUGUUAUUGCACACGUGUCAGGACUGCCACUAAUCCGAGUCACUAUUGCCCUCAUCCAGCAGUUGAUGAAGAAGUUUUUUGGUCAAGAGUAUGAACAAUUCUCAGAUGGCAAAAUCAUAGAAUGGACCAAGAAG